AUGGAUACAAAGGAAAUUAAGUCGACGGUGUCUAAUUUGGAGAAGUCCAGUGACGACACCACUAUUUUAAAGUUGUUGAACAUCUUGAACGAUGGGGUAAAACCAAGUGAAAAAUUAUUGAGAGAAACCAAGGUUGGUAUGGCAGUUAAUAAAUUAAGAUCAAGUAAUAACGGAGAGAUUAGCAGUUUAGUUAAGAAGAUGAUUAAGACAUGGAAAGAGGCUGUUCAGCUUGAAAAAUCAAGCAAGAAGAAGCCAUCACAACCCCAACAAUCACCAAAAGGUUCACCAACAUCAUCGGGUUCUGCCACUCCUUCAAAUAAACCAGCAGCACCAGUGGCAGCACCUAAACCUGGUUCUACUAAUAGUAAGUUCCACAGUGGACCAAGGAAUCCAAAAACUGACGGAAUUAAUACCGCAUUAUACGAUAAUUCGACAAGAAAUGCUUCAAUCGGUGCAUUAUAUACUGCAUUAGCAAUUGAAAGAGAAGAAACUGGUGAACAUAUAUUAUCAGUUGCUCGUGAAAUUGAAAGCGAGGUUUAUAAAGCAGAAUAUGCUAGUGUGAAUGAUAAUUAUAGAAAUAAAUUAAGAACUUUCACUAUGAAUUUAAGAAAUAAGAAAAAUCCAGAAUUGAGAGCAAGAUUAUUAACUAAUCAAAUAACUCCAUCUAAUUUUAUCAAAAUGUCUCCGAACGAAAUGGCACCCGAGGCUUUAAAGAAGGAAAUUGAAAAAUUACAUAAACAAAAUCUUUUUGAAGCUCAAGGUGCAACUGAAAAGAGAGCAGUUACUGAUAGAUUUACUUGUGGUAAAUGUAAACAUAAAAAAGUUAGUUAUUAUCAAAUGCAAACUAGAUCUGCUGAUGAACCUUUAACUACUUUCUGUACUUGUGAAAACUGUGGUAAUAGAUGGAAAUUUUCUUAA
Molecule: messenger RNA, 918 nt
Organism: Hyphopichia burtonii NRRL Y-1933
Lineage: Eukaryota; Fungi; Ascomycota; Pichiomycetes; Serinales; Debaryomycetaceae
Product: transcription elongation factor DST1
Exons: 1
Coding region: 1-918 (305 amino acids)
Biological process (GO): transcription elongation by RNA polymerase II; transcription elongation by RNA polymerase I; transcription antitermination
Cellular component (GO): nucleus
Molecular function (GO): RNA polymerase II transcription regulatory region sequence-specific DNA binding; zinc ion binding
Source: RefSeq, a predicted model, not a curated record